Messenger RNA from Penicillium lagena, 1215 nucleotides. RefSeq names its product diphosphomevalonate decarboxylase MVD1 (gene mvd1). The record is from RefSeq and is a predicted model, not a curated record. The coding region runs from base 1 to 1215 and encodes 404 amino acids. Gene Ontology annotation, cellular component: cytosol. Gene Ontology annotation, molecular function: ATP binding; diphosphomevalonate decarboxylase activity. NCBI's taxonomy places the organism in Eukaryota, Fungi, Ascomycota, Eurotiomycetes, Eurotiales, Aspergillaceae. Gene Ontology annotation, biological process: isoprenoid biosynthetic process; isopentenyl diphosphate biosynthetic process, mevalonate pathway. The transcript is spliced from 2 exons.
AUGGCGUCCAAUUCUAGCGAGCCCGUCUACCGGGCAACUACUACUGCCCCGGUCAACAUUGCUGUCAUCAAGUACUGGGGCAAGCGCGAUGUUACGCUCAACCUGCCCACCAAUCCCUCUCUCUCGGUGACCCUGUCUCAGCGUUCUCUCCGAACCCUGACCACCGCCUCCUGCUCGGCCAAGUACCCCAAGGAGGACACUCUCAGUCUCAACGGCAAGCCGCAGAACAUUUCCUCCUCGAAACGCACUCUCGCCUGUCUUUCCAAUUUGCGAUCCCUCCGUCAGGAACUGGAGGCCGCCGAUUCCUCGCUUCCAACCCUCUCCGACCUCUCUCUCCGGAUCGUGUCCGAGAAUAACUUCCCUACCGCGGCCGGUCUCGCGAGUUCCGCUGCCGGGUUCGCGGCUCUGGUUCGUGCCGUUGCCGAUCUCUACCAAUUGCCUCAGUCUCCUACGGAACUUAGCCGGAUUGCCCGUCAGGGGUCGGGUUCUGCUUGUCGGUCUCUCAUGGGCGGUUACGUCGCAUGGCGCAGCGGCGAUCUUGCAGAUGGCAGUGACAGUCUGGCCGAGGAGGUCGCGCCGGCCUCGCACUGGCCGGAGAUGCGGGCGUUGAUUCUGGUUGUCAGCGCGGAGAAGAAGGAUGUUCCCAGCACGGAGGGAAUGCAGACCACCGUGGGCACCUCGGAGCUCUUCGCUAGGAGAGUUGAGUCCGUCGUACCCGAGCGUAUGGCUGCCAUUGAGGCCGCUAUCCGGGACCGGGACUUCCCCAAGUUUGCCGAGAUCACUAUGCGCGAUUCCAACACAUUCCACGCUACCUGCCUGGACUCGUGGCCCCCGAUUUUCUAUAUGAAUGAUGUUUCCCGCGCCGCUGUGCGCCUGGUCCACGAUAUCAACAGUGCUGUUGGUCGCACGGUCUGCGCGUACACGUUUGAUGCAGGCCCGAACGCCGUGAUCUACUACGAGGAGAAGGAUUCCUUGCUCGUCGCCGGCACAGCCAAGGCCAUUCUUGGCUCGAACACUGAGGGCUGGGGCGGCCCCUUCUACGAGACUUUGGCCAACGUCACCGCUCCAGGCGUUGAAUUGGAGAAGAUCGACCCCCGCGUCUUGAGCACACUCAAGGAUGGUGUGAGCCGAGUCAUUCUGACCGGUGUCGGUGAAGGACCUAUCAGUGUUCAGGACCAUCUUGUGAGCGAGACUGGUGAGAUCAUCACCAACUAA